CCCGCCGAGCUUUAAAAGCCCACCCCGAGGCGGCCCCGCGGCCACGGCCCGAGCGAGAGCGGCGGCGACGAGCAGCGGGGUGCCUCAGUGAAAAGAAGCACCAGUGAAGAGCGGAUGGGAGAAGAGUACGAGAGCAGUUUUGCAUGAGUCUGCAGUAACUGUGGUCGCAGAGCUAUUGCAUCAUUUGCCCUCUCGUACUUUUUUUUUUUUGGUGUGAAGUUGUGUUGUAGUGUUUGGCAUCUCCUGGUAAAUCUGCACGAGUGAAGAGUGCUGAAGGAUUGCAAUAAACUGAACUGUUGCAUCUGUGUCCCUUGAGGAAGGCAGAAGACAGAUUUAUUUUUUUUCCAACCAUGGCGAGCCAGGCAUUUUCCCCAGAGGCUGCUUUCCCUCAUGGGAGGCGGAGGGAGAAAUGGGACCCCAGGCUUCUUUCAAGGGCAAGGAUUUACUUGGGAAAAAGCGAGAAUGUCUCCAGGCCUACAGCUGGUGGAGAACACCACAGAAGAAACGGAAGAAAAAGAACAAAAUAAAACCAGGAAGGAUAGAGUUUGUUAGUGCUACUACUACUACCAGUAGUACAGUCAGACCGGAUUAUUCAAUAUUUGUUGGGGAGCUUACUCCAGAAGUGGAUGAUUUCCAGCUCUAUGACUAUUUCCUAAAGAGGUACCCCUCAUGUCUUGACUGCAAAAUAGCAACAGACCUGCUGGGAUAUUCCAGAGGGUAUGCCUAUGUCAGAUUUGGUGAGCAAGGUGAUCAGAUGAGGGCACUGCAAGACUGCCAGAAUGCACCAGGUCUGGGGGGAAAACGAAUCCGGCUGAGCAUAGGAAUUUCUAAAAGACUGAAAGCAGAAUUCCAGCGGUACCAGUCAUACAACUAUAAUGAUUAUUACCAGGAUUAUCAGAACUACUACUCACAGUGGAAUUAUGAUGCAUAUGCUGAGUAUAACUACAACUCCUAUGCUGCCUAUGAUAGCAUGCAAGCUAUCGGAGACUGCUCUUUAGGAGAUGCUGUUAUGGCUCCAGCUGUUUUUGAGGAAUCUUCGGCUAUGGCUGAAAUCAGUGAUGACCUACUUACUGAAGAUCCACAGUUGUACUUGGAUGUUGAUGAAAUGAACAGACAAUUUAUGGAGACAAGUGAAGAACUCUAUGAUUCGCUUAUGAAUUGUCACUGGCAACCUCUGGAUACGGUCACUUCUGAAAUCCCCUCUGCUAUUUAAGUGUCUUAUAUAGCAUGGCCGUUAUGACCAAGGUGCUAAAACUACACUUCUACAUUACUCUAGAUCAUAAGUUUUAAAGCACAACGAUAGGUUGGAUUUCUUUUGCUAUGCUUUUGACAGUUUCUGUAAUCUUUUUCUUUUGUUCAUCACUCUAUUCUUGGAGCUUCAUGAAAUCAUGUAAAUAUUCUAGAAAUGUAAAGAGUUAAUUGAGGUCUAAAGAUAGACUUGCCUGUGUAAAUAAAAUUUUGUUUCUGCAAACCUGCCAGCAAGGGACUUCACUCAUACAUAUGUGUAGGAUGUUCUCUUCUGGCUUACAGAAUUUAAUUGGGGGUAGUAAGGGUAUCUCAUUCAUCUUUAUUUUUGUAUGGGUGUUAGGACACUAGCAAAAUCCAGCACUCACUUGUAGACUACUUGUUUAGUUUAAAAGUAUAGGGUGGGAGAUGUUCCUAGGUUUUGCUAUGAAAUUUCUUGUGCUCCCUUCCUCCUGCAGGCAUCUGACACUGUUAUUAAUCUGCUACUUCAGUUAAAAUUGGUUUAUAAAUAUGGUAUUUAAGCAUACAGAAGUUCAAACUUCAGCUGCCAUGGCUGCAAAAGUUCCAUGGACUAAGGAUGAUCCUUGCUGUCAAUUUCAGCCUCAGCAUUCAGCUUUUGCUUACUUCUCAGCUCACACUUCAUACAUUUAUAGUAUGUAUAUUGUAUACGCAUGUAUACAAUACACUUUUCAACCUGAAAAUUAUUGGAGAUAACAACUUGCUGGCUUAAAGGAGGGAAUAACACAUUGGGAACAACAAAAAGCAACCAAAAACACAAAUAUCCUAGUAAGAACUCUUUAAUUUCCUCCCUAUCGUUGACAAUUUCUGUGGUAUUCCUGAAGAUUAAAGGUUUUUAUAGUUAUGAGGUUACAGAACUUUGAAGUGAUGAAUGUAUUCAAAGAAAGGAAGGGAGGAAAAUAGUUUGAAGCUAGUAAUGUGGUGCUUCUAAACUACUCUCAUCUUGGAAGGUGUAAAUUAUUUUCCAGACAGGUUUAGUUAACCCUCUGUCUAUUGGAUUACUUAAUGUAUGUAAUGAUAAAUAGGUCAGGCUGGAGGCAGUAGAAUAUUCUAGGAAAAAAGAGCAGAAAUUGCUGUAACAAUAGCUGUGGAAGCUGCUAAAGCCAGGUGAGGUGGUUUGAUACUACUAUGUGUAUUGUAGGGGAAAUCUAACUGUUGUGAUGGCAGGCAAUAAUCAAGUUCUUUGGCCUUUUUUUAUGACAUGGUGUAGGUUAUGACUUGAUGCAGGUAAUGAAAGUAGUGAUUAUAAGCUAUGUGCUAUUCCUGAAUGAGCUGAUGACCAGAAAUUCGCUGUGUUUUCUUCACUGUUUGACUUGUGUUGGUAAUAUUGUCAUAAUCUUGCCAUGAAGCAAGGACGUUCUGAAAUAGAAGAGGCCUUUGGACUACUAGAAAUGCGUUCUUCCUGCUUUUAGUGCAGGCAUAUGUGUAGGGAGGCAGGGGUAAAGGUAUCAGUUUCAGCAACUGCAGCUAGCUCUCCCCAAAACAGAGAAGCACUGGAGCUAGGUAAAAGAAAUUGUUGGACCAUUCCCCUUUGUGAGGUGAGUCUUUGGAGCAUUAGGUUGAAGGGAUUUAGUAACAAGAAUAUGAUGUUAGGUAGAGGUGAAAGAUGAAGUGGAGAGAAUCUAGAGGGAAAUAACUUGCAUGUGUGCAUAUAUGGAGUUGUUUCAGGGGACUGAGCAGGUGAGAAACUCAAGAACAGUAAGUGUAGGCUUCUUGAAUUUGGAUGGUGGUGCUAAAGCUUCAAAAGCUUACAAGGUUUGCCACUUCAGUUGUACAUAGCUGUGGUGCUUGAACUUAAAAAGUACAAAUUGGUCAGCUAAGCAAAGGAUUUUAUAUCUAGCAUCCUUACGAGCAGCAAGAUUGCUUUCAGGUCUGUGCCUCCAAAACAACUGCUUUGACAAGGUUUGCAUAGCAUCACUGAACCCUGUGCUUAGGUUACCUUCAUUACUUUAUGGAAAUAUUUGUUGUUAUCCACCAAAAAUGUGAUAUUAGGGAUAUCUGUUGGCCUAACAGAAAUACUGUGAAGUAUCUGUGCUAUUUUUUUUUGUUUGUUUGUUUUAGCAGAGUUGGUCUAUAAUACGUGAAUUGUGUAAUGAGGGGCCCACAUAGGUGUGUGAUUUCACUUAGUCUGAUACAGUGAUGGUGUAUGACCAAAGUAUGUAAAACUCAGAAAAACAAGUCUGUGGCCACCCCAUCUUGUGCAGACAGUCUUUAUGCUCUAUGACUGUUCUUAGAUACAUGCUCCUUCUGUUCUGGACUAUAAAGUGCCUACAUUGUGAAAGUACUAUUUUUUGUAGUUCAGUGAAUGAGAGUUGUUUGGGCCAUUAAUUCUCCUGAUCUGAAAAAUGUUGGGAGCAUAUUCUCUUGCAGUCAACAGAAACAGAAAUGAGGUGAGGAAGAGAUGUUGGUUGCAGCUGGUGUGUAACUGUUCUACAACAGUUUUCUGACCUCUUUUUCUGUCUCCUGAGACUUCCUCGUGUAUUCUCCUUUCCUGGUAGGAGUAUGUACAUGGGAUUAGGAUAGUGUGUGCAGUACAAUUCUUUACCAUAAGAGCAUAGAGAAUGGCAGGUUUCUUCCUGUGCUGUUACCAGUGAAUGGCAAGUACAGGAAGAUGGAAUUGCACCAAAACUGCUGGAGUGCUUUGCUGAGUCUUUUUACUAAAUAAACUCACAGCUGUUUGACAACUGCCAGCCUUUUUUAGCUGAACACAUCAUGUGGGUGUCUGCUGUCAGUUUAUCAGAUCUGCAAAGAUGUGAUGGCAAUGGGAGCUUGAUUUGCUUCAGACUUAUUAAAAAUAUAUAUACUUUUACAACCCCACUAUAGCUUGCUUCUAGUUCUGUUUUGUUUCACCCAGCUGAACUGGGUGAACUAUUUUUGUUUGGAAGUUUUCUACAAGAAUACCCAGUAAUGGAUUCAUAAACUCUUUUCAUUGGAUACAGCUGUAAUAGAGGGUACCUUUACACAAAACCUGCUAGAUUGUUCAAGAACAGCAGUGUUUUGUUUCCUAUCUCUUCUGUGAUCAGGAAGGUUUGAGGGGUUACUACUAAUCUCAUAGUCAGUGAGCAAGGAAAAAGCAACUGUCAAGAAAGGUUAAAGAGUUCUUAAAAGGAUGCAUGAAGAGUAAAUGGUACUUAAGCCAUGAAUGUUUCUUUUUGCAGGGAUGCUCUGGACCAACUGCUUCUUUCUAGCGCUACCUCAAAGUAACGUGCAGAUAAAACUCACAGGGAAGAUUGAUCAAAUGGUGAUGAUCAUUAUCAUUCUGCUGGAUGCAUAUAUUUGCCUUUUUGUUUUGGCUCACCUUUAGCAACAAUUAAGUGACACAUGUUAAUGGACACUGACUACAUUUGCAAAUAUUUCUGAGUCAUGAGUGUCAUUAAAGGCCUGUCACUGUUUAGAAAUUGUUCUAAAUAAGAAAAUUGGAAGCAAAAUAAAUAAAGCAGCAUUUGAAUUUACGGAGAAAA
Messenger RNA from Phasianus colchicus (ring-necked pheasant), 4724 nucleotides. RefSeq names its product tRNA selenocysteine 1-associated protein 1-like. Gene Ontology annotation, molecular function: RNA binding. Lineage: Eukaryota; Metazoa; Chordata; Aves; Galliformes; Phasianidae. The record is from RefSeq and is a predicted model, not a curated record.